CCUAAGGGCAGCGGGGUCCCCGACUGUGGCAUCCGGGGCCCAGGAUCCCUGGAGUUAGAGGUUUCCAAAUGCCCUCGCCCUCCGGAUCGUGCCUCUGCCGCAGACAUGGAGAAGCUCAGCGCCCUGCAGGAGCAGAAGGGCGAGCUGCGCAAGCGGCUGUCCUACACCACGCACAAGCUCGAGAAGCUGGAGACCGAGUUCGACUCGACGCGCCACUACCUGGAGAUCGAGCUGCGGCGCGCGCAGGAGGAGCUGGAGAAGGUCACCGAGAAGCUGCGCAGGAUCCAGAGCAACUACAUGGCCCUGCAGAGAAUCAACCAGGAGCUGGAGGACAAGCUGUACCGCAUGGGCCAGCACUAUGAGGAGGAGAAGCGCGCCCUCAGCCACGAGAUCGUCGCCCUCAACAGCCACCUGCUGGAGGCCAAGGUGACCAUCGACAAGCUGUCGGAGGACAACGAGCUCUAUAGGAAGGACUGCAACCUAGCGGCGCAGCUGCUGCAGUGCAGCCAGACCCACCGCCGGCUCCAUAAGGUGUCCGAGCUGCCCUCGGACUUCCAGGAGCGUGUGAGCCUGCACAUGGAGCAGCACGGCUGCAGCCUGCCGCCCCCGCUCUGCCACCCGGCCUACGCCGACAGCGUCCCCACCUGCGUCAUCGCCAAGGUGCUGGAGAAGCCCGACCCCGCCAGCCUGUCCUCCCGCCUGUCGGAUGCCUCGGCCCGCGACCUGGCCUUCCGCGACGGGGCCGAGAAGCUGGGGCCGCGGCCGCCGUACAAGGCAGACGUCCACUGCAGCGACACGGCCCUCUACUGCCCCGAGGAGCGGCGGAGUGACCGGCGGCCCAGCGCGGACGCACCAGUGACCGACGUGGGCUUCCUGCGGACCCAGAACUCCACCGACAGCGCGGCCGAGGAGGAGGAGGCCGAGGCUGCGGCCUUCCGGCACGAGGCCUUCCCGGGCUAUGCGGGCUCACUGCCCACGUCCAGCUCCUACUCCAGCUUCAGCGCCACGUCGGAGGAGAAGGAGCUGGCGCGGGCCAGCACACUGACCGCCUCGCAGCAGGCCGUCUACCUGAGCAGCCGCGACGAGCUCUUCGAACGCAAACCGCCUGCCACCGCCGCCGCCACCUAUGAGGGCAGCCCGCGCUUCGCCAAGGCCGCGGCCUCUCUGGUCGCCCCGCUCGAGGCCGAGGUGGCCCCGGGCUUUGCGCGGACCGUGUCGCCCUAUCCAACCGAGCCCUUCCGCUUCCCAGCCUCCCCGGGCCCCCGGCAGGCCCUGAUGCCCCCGAACCUGUGGAGCCUGCGCGCCAAGCCGGGGUCCACACGGCUCCCGGGCGAGGACCUGCGGGGCCAGUGGCGGUCCCUGGGCGUGGAGGACAUCGGCGCCUACUCCUACCCGGCCCCCAGCGCCGGCCGCGUCUCGCCCUGCAGCUUCUCCGAACGCUACUACGGCCGCGGGGACAGCCCCAGCCAGAAGGCCGAGGGCCGCGCCAGCCCCCUGUACGCCAGCUACCAGGCGGACAGCUUCUCGGGGGGCGAAGACCUCACCCGGGGCCGCCUGUCUGAGCCCUUCCUGCGGCCCGGGGGGGAUCUGAGCCUGAGCCCCGGCCGCUCAGCCGACCCCCUGCCCAGCUACGCAGCCAGCGAGGGUGACGGGGACAGGCUCCGGGUGCAGCUGUGCGGGGCUGGCGGCAGCCCGGAGCCCGAGGCCGGCCCUGGCUAUGGCAGCGAGCACAGCCCCCACAGUUCCCGGGGCUCCCUGGGGCCCAGCUCCAUGGAGGCCUCUCCUGAAAUGCACCCCGCGGCCCGCCUCAGCCCCCCGCAGGCCUUCCCGCGGACUGGGGGCUCGGGCCUGAGCCGCAAGGACAGCCUCACGAAGGCCCAGCUGUAUGGGACCCUGCUCAACUGACAGCCUCCAUCAGGGGCCCCCCAGGCCACCCCUCCCGACGUGGCACCCGAGAAAGGAGGGGCGGCCUUGCCUCUCCCCAGGCACCCAUACCCCCCCACACAUAGGGUCCCCGGAGAGGAGGGAUGCUUUCUUCCCCUAAGCACCCCCCAGCACCCCUUCUUGCCCACUCACGCCAUCAGAACCUGAGAGCGGGGCCCCCUCCCCGGCGCCCUCUUUCCCACCCGGCCCCGCCACGAUGGAACCUCCACUCAGACCGUUUCCACACACCAACAUCCUCCCCCAUCAGCGGUGAGCGUCACCCCUUUUAUAACGCGAAACUAUUUUUAUAGAGAAAAAGGGUCUUUCUUAACACGCCGGCCUCCAGCAACCCGGCUGGCAGCCUUGGCGUUUUCACACAAAGCUCCUUUAUUUUUCGGACGAGGGCACGUGGAAAGGAUGGCUUCCCGUGGACACCAGGCAGCAGAGAGCGGGGAGCCACCCCAGCAAGCACGGUGACGGAGGAACCCCCAAACGGGGCCCAACCGCGGCGGGGAAGGGAAACGCGUCAGGGGGCAUGAAAAUGUUUUUAAACGUCUGUUUUCCACAGUGUGGCAGACACACCACCCAGAGCCCUGCAAUGGCCCCACCAGGGCGGCCGGUGCUCCCUGCUCCCCACCUCUGCCCCCUGCCCGCAACCCCCUCACUCUACCUCAGACAUAAUUGAGGCCCUCUGAUCCCUGCUUUCUGUCGCUUGUGUCCCCCUUGUCCGCGAUGCAUGCCCGUCGCAAAAUGCAGUACUGUAUUUUGCAUUCGUUAAUAAAAACACCGGUGGAAAUCA
Molecule: messenger RNA, 2722 nt
Organism: Choloepus didactylus (southern two-toed sloth)
Lineage: Eukaryota; Metazoa; Chordata; Mammalia; Pilosa; Megalonychidae
Gene: BEGAIN
Product: brain enriched guanylate kinase associated
Exons: 7
Coding region: 106-1905 (599 amino acids)
Cellular component (GO): synapse
Source: RefSeq, a predicted model, not a curated record